This is a messenger RNA of Poecilia latipinna (sailfin molly), 6032 nucleotides long. RefSeq names its product multiple C2 domains, transmembrane 1b (gene mctp1b). The transcript has 22 exons. Lineage: Eukaryota; Metazoa; Chordata; Actinopteri; Cyprinodontiformes; Poeciliidae. The record is from RefSeq and is a predicted model, not a curated record. The coding region runs from base 428 to 3121 and encodes 897 amino acids. Gene Ontology annotation, molecular function: calcium ion binding. Gene Ontology annotation, biological process: regulation of neurotransmitter secretion. Gene Ontology annotation, cellular component: synaptic vesicle membrane.
GAGCUUCUUUAAACCAAGGCCACUUGUUUAGAGCUGCCUUUGAUCAAUAACUGGAACACUGACUGACCUAGUGCUUGAUGAUUUUGAUGAUGGCAUUUGACAAAAUGUAAUUUUUAUCGCUGGUUUCACAGUGUGCUAUGUUUUAAUGGUGUCAAGCAGUUUGAAGUGCCUUGUUGCAGAUUAACCAGACCUGACUUCAGAUCAGUUUAACGCGUUUCUGUGUUGUAACUGUGAACAGAGUGUGAUAAGCUUCGGGGUGAAACGGUAAAUCAGGUAGCGGCAGCCAGCUGUGCAGCUGAGAGUGCCCAGCCUGCACAUCCGUGUUUCAGCGGGUUGCUCUCGGUGUAGUGCGGGCAUUUUUUUUUUUCUAUUACUGGUUGCGUAAGUCGACAGAGCAGCAGCGUCCGUCGGAGCUCUGUUCAGGAGGAUGGAGGGGAGCGAAGGGGACGAGAAUGAGAGCGGCUCGGUGUGGAAACAGUUUCAAGCCAAGGCUAAGCCGCUUCUCAGUCCCAAGCUGGGCGGCCGAGAGCCGGACGAGCAGAGCAAGAGGAGCAUGUGGAUGUUCAAGAAGACUAAGCGGAAGAAGAACGUCGCUCUGGACCGGGUUAUCUCUUCCUCGCAGCCCGACCUGGUCUUCUCCGCCGAGGUGACGGACGUGAAACCGCAGGAGGCUCCGCUCUGCAGCAAACCUCCCGGGAGCAGCUCCCUGCUCGGCCGGGAGAAGCUCCACUCGUCCAUCAAGCGCAAGUCCACCGGCGCGAGCAAAUCCACGGUGGCUCAGCUGGUUCAGUCCCACCACAAGAGCUCCUCGUUGGGGUCUGCGUGCCUGGAGAGACUGACGGAGCCUCCGGGCGGCAGCCGCGGGGGCGACGCGGCCACAGCGCAGGCGGCGGCAGUGGAAAGCCAUCCGGAAAGGAAGCAUGAGCUGGCGGGCUUGGGGGCAUCCUGCUCCUCGGGGAGCCCCGCUGAGGCAGCCACCCCCCCACCAGGGAUAUACAAGCUGGAGAUCGAGCUGAAACGAGGACACAACCUUGCCAUCCGAGACCGAGGAGGCUCCAGCGAUCCCUACGUCAAGUUCAAGCUGGCUGGUAAAGAGGUGUUCAGAAGCAAGACCAUCCACAAAAACCUCAACCCGGUGUGGGACGAGAAGAUCACGCUGAUCGUGGACAGUCUGAGCGAACCGCUCUAUGUCAAGGUGUUUGACUAUGACUUUGGUCUUCAGGACGACUUCAUGGGUUCUGCUUUUCUUUACCUGGAGUCUCUAGAGCAGCAGAGGACGAUACCGGUGACUCUGGUGCUGAAGGACCCGCAGCUCCCCAACGAGGACCUGGGCUCUCUGGAGCUGGCAGUUACCCUGAUGCCUAAAAGCAGCCCCAUGGAGGAUCCCCGAGACACGGCGCGAGGCGAGGUUAAGACAUAUCGGUGGAAACCUUAUGUGAAUAAAACCAUGCUGCUCAGGAGAUCCUGGAAACGAUCCACAAAGCAGCAGCAGUCAUUGCGUCUCACUGAGGUGCAUCGGAAGUCCCAGCUGUGGCGAGGGAUCGUCAGCAUCACACUGAUCGAAGGUCGGAACCUGACGCCCAUGGACCCCAACGGCCUGAGCGACCCCUACGCCAAGUUCAGGCUAGGGCCACAGAAGUACAAGAGCAAGACGGUGUCAAAGACCCUGAGUCCUCAGUGGAGGGAGCAAUUUGACCUUCAUCUGUAUGAGGAAACAGGAGGCGUUCUGGAGAUCACAGUGUGGGACAAAGACACAGGGAGGAGAGACGACUUCAUCGGACGCUGCCAGUUGGACCUCUCCACUCUGACUAAAGAGAAGACCCAUCACCUGGAGCUGCCGCUGGAGGAGUCCCGGGGCGUCCUGGUGCUGCUGGUCACACUGACGGCGUCGGCGGCGGUCUCCAUCGCCGACCUGUCCCUCACGCCGCUGGAGGACCCAGAGGAACGCAGAGAGAUCCUCAAACGUUACGGUGUGAGGAAGUCGUUGUCCAACCUGAGGGACGUGGGCAUCGUCCAGGUGAAGGUGCUGAGGGCCGAGGGUCUGAUGGUCGCAGACGUCACAGGUAAAAGUGACCCUUUCUGCGUAUUGGAGCUGAAUAACGACAGACUGCAGACACAUACCAUAUACAAGAAUCUCAACCCUGAGUGGAACAAAGUCUUCACCUUCAACGUGAAAGAUGUUCACUCGGUCCUGGAGGUGUCGGUGUUUGACGAAGACAGAGACAGGAGUGCAGACUUCCUGGGAAAAGUGGCCAUUCCUCUUUUGAACAUCCAUAACGGCGUCCAGAAAGCCUACGUGCUGAAAAACAAGGAGCUCACCGCCCCGACCAAAGGAGUCAUCUACCUGGAGAUGGAAGUCGUCUACAACACGAUAAAGGCUGCUUUAAAGACCGUGGUUCCUGCAGAACAGAAAUACGUCGAGGAAGAACCAAAAGUUUCCAAGCAGCUGCUGCAGCAGAACUUUAACCGGGUCAAGCGGUGCAUCAUGGUCCUCUUUAGCUACGGUACCUACAUCAACAGUUGCUUUGAGUGGGAGUCGUCACAGAGGAGCAUUACUGCUUUCAUUCUGUUCGUGGUGGUGGUCUGGAACUUUGAGCUCUACAUGCUGCCACUUGGCCUGGUUCUGCUGCUGGUCUGGAACUACUUCUUCUUUUCAGGCAGAGAGACGGCAGAGACGUCCAUGGAGGCCAUGUUUGAAUGGGAGGAUGAUGAAGAGGACAAGGAAGAAAAGGACUCUGAGCCCAAAGGCUUCAUGGAUAAACUGUACGCCAUCCAGGACGUGUUCAUCAGCGUACAGACCGCUCUGGAUGAAGUAGCAUCGUUUGGAGAGAGGUUAAAGAACACCUUUAACUGGACAGUGCCUUUCCUCAGCUGGUUGGCCAUCACUGCCCUGUGCCUGGCCACACUGCUGCUCUACCUCAUACCACUGCGAUACCUCGUACUUGCCUGGGGUGUGAACAAGUUCACUAAGAAGCUUCGUGAUCCAUACAUGAUCGAAAACAACGAGCUUCUGGACUUCCUGUCCAGAGUUCCGUCUGAUGUUCAAAUGAUGCAGUACAGAGAGCUGAGAGCUGAUCCUGGACAAAGCCCCAACAAGCGCAGGCGGGUGUACCCCAGCUAGCUGAAAGCUGUAAACUCUGUACAUUUAUUGUAAUUUCAUAUCUGGUUUCUUAACCGUGUCCUCUUGUACAUUUGAUUCUGACGAAGAUGCAUUUACUGAUUUUUAUUUUGUUGCUACCGAACUGAAUUGUUUUCUAAAUAUGUGAAAGAAAAAGAUGUUGUGUUUUUUUUAUCUAAUUUAUUUCUCUCCACACAACCCAACUCUUGUUGUUAAAGUGAUGAAAUAAAGGACUGUGUCAUCUGCAUGCAGUGCUGCUGUCGCAUGCAACCGGAGCAGAGUCCUUCUGACCUUCUGACCUGAACGUGUCGUUGCUGUGUCUGAACUCAGAGCUGCAUGCUGAUUCUGUUCCAUAUCCUCAACCUCAGUGACCAGCACCACAAGGUCCGCUGUUAUUCCACGCACUGGUCUUCUUUCUCUUCCCGUCAGUCAGGCGAACAAAAGUUUUUGUGUCAAUUUUUUUUCACACAAAUUUUUUUUUUUUUUGGAGAUUUCUCCACUCAAAUGAGUUUUUAUAUUCCUGUGGGGGUUCACAUGAGCAGUUAUAAGCAGUUAGUGUUUUUUCUUCCAGUUUGUAGCUUUUAUUAUCUGAUGUUUGCCAGUUUAAAACAGCUUUAAAACAAAUAUGACCAAGUAAUUUUGUUAAGUGUUAUUUCAAGUGUGCUAAGAUGUUCAGAUGUUCAUUGAAAUAAGACAAAAAUAACUUCCAAGUAAGACACAGGAUCCUGUUUUAGGUUAAUAAUUCCUUAAUAUCGAUGGAAAAAGUACUUGGUCUGUUAUCAGAUUAUUUCAUUAUAACAUGGGAAAAAUGUUUUUUUAUAGGUGGAAUAAUUUGCUGGUGGAACUUGUACUUGUAAAUCAAUAUGAAGGUAUUGUGUAAAACAAGCUCUUAUAUCUGACUGAAAAGUUACCAGUAAGUUAUUCUGUCUUAUUUUAAGUGUAUUAAAAUAUUUGCAACAGACACUAGACAAAAUUACCUGGUAAGUCAUUUUAUCUACUUGUUAAGUUGAUAAAAUGACAUCUUGGCAGAUUGAUAGAUUGACAGCCUGCAGUCUGCUGAUCCUCUCGCUGUCCGGGCCGGGUGAAGGUUUCCUGUAUUGGAAAAAAACAAAAACAAAACUUCUUUCUCAAAAAUGUUAAUCUCAAUGCAGGACCUAAGUCAGUUGGAUUUUGUGAAGAUUUCCUGUGCUCUUCUUUCCUGAAGUGGUUUGGAACAAGAUCUGAAACUGCAGCAGAUAUAACAGUAAAGUCUGAACCGUUAAUAUCUGCUCAUAUAGUUUUGUCUCCCACUGCUGGAAAAACAGUUUGAGUUAUUUUAAAUAAGCUGAAGCCGUUGAUCUUCUACUGCUAUGAGGAUUUCUUUCUUCACAGCAGCACAAACAUUUUCCUUUUUAGAUCUCAACAAAUUUAAGAACAGAUCCACCUGAUCAGCCGUCAUUCCAACUGUUAUAAGAAAACAUUUCAGGGGUUUUUUUGGCAGGUGAUUUUCUCUGCAGUUCUGAGUGAAGAGUUAAAAUAUGACAGUUUCAACUGCUCAACUUGUCACAGAUUUUAUUUUUAAAACUUUUCAGUCACUAAUACAAAUCUGGGUGGUUUAAGGAGCAAAAAUAACAUCUACAGUUCCUGUCUUUGCUGCACAAACAAUAGAUGGGAUUGCUUUUUCAGUCUGUUUUAAUCUACAGCAAAACAAAAAAAAAAAAAAAUGAGACAUAGCAUGAAAUGUAUUCAACUUCUAAAUAUUUCUAACUUUAUAGAAGUUAAAAUGUUGCAAAAACAAAUGAAAUGUCCUCUUCCUUACACCUGUUACCAGAUUAAAGGAAAUAAAAAACAGUUAACUAUCAAUGCAAUUUUAUCAAAGUUUUUAAAGUAUUUAAUGACCGCUUUUUAAGGUCUGCAACAUUUGUCCAAUUAGACUUUUUCUUAUCUUGUUUCUUUCAAAUGCAAAUUAUUGGAUGUCUCCAUCAUUUUGUCUUGAUGUGGAAGUGACGUGGAAAACACAUCACACAGCUGGAUAUGUUUUAUUUAGGUGUGUUUUACUCAGCUGGUAAAAAAACAAAACAUUUUUAUUCUUUUCCAUAAAUUAGCAAAAAAAAAAAAAACAUUAAAUCAAGACAAAAAAUAAACUAACUGAACAUCCUCCAAAAGUAUUCCAUAUUUCCUGCCUGUUGUAAACCAAACAAACAUAAACUGAAUCAGUUUUGAACAAAAAUGUUGAUCUAAAUUCUGAGAACAAUAGUUUGGUGAUUUUCUCAUAAGCGUGGAUAUUUUUCCAGCCUUGUGUAACUUUGUAACUUUUCCUAAGCCUGUUCUGUUAAAAGAACACAGUUAAUGCAGCCACUCAUAUCUGAAUCACACAUAUUCAUAUCUCAGCAUCUGUUUAAUGCUUUGGGUGGAAAAGCAGCUAAUAUCUUGCAGCGGUCAGACAUUUGGAGCUGACCUCCUCUUAGAGUUUACAACUGCUAGGAAUCAGCAGCUUCAGAUGAAAGCUCUUUCAACAGAUGUCAGUGUUCAUAUCUAUGAGCACUGAUGUCUGAUAACCAAAGAAAAACAAGCAUAAAGACCUUAUUUAACCCUCUUUGUGUUCCUUUUUUAAGAUUUUUUUUUUUCCCGCUGCUCUUUGUUUUACUAACUCUCCUCACUUUGUUGAUCCUGUUCUAUCGCUGUCUUCCUCUCAGCAUCUCCGUCUUUGUCUUUUUAACUUUGGGAUGCAAUGACCUGCAUGUAUGUGGAAGCUGCUGUCUGUAAGUGUUUUGCAUGAUUGAUCCUAAACUAUACAAGUGCAUUUAUGAACACUAAAUGUGCGUAAAAGCUAUGAUUAUUGAUCCGACGUACUGUUAACUCCCCCGACGAGUCCUCGCUGUUGCAUUGAUCUGUUUUUGACUUCUUUCUCUGAGAAAAUAUAUUUCUUCACAGA